GGUUGGGUAGGGAGAGAGAGAGAGAGAGAGAGUGAGAGUGUGAGAGAGGAACGAUCUCGGAGCGACAGACAGAGAGAAGAAAAGAUAGAGCGAGAGAGCGAGAGAGCGAGAGAGGUUGAAUGAGUAAAUUAGUGAGUGAAUGAGUAAGUGAGAAAUACAUUUAGGCUACUUCCGACCAAGCGUUUCACUAAACGGAUAAAAAAUGACUAGUCAAUUCGAAGAAGAUAUCCACGACCGGGGAGACAGUAAGAGUAAACCGCUCACUCUGCUCUCCUCCUACUGCAUCGACAGUAUUCUGGGCCGACGGAGUCCCUGUAAAGUCAGGCUGAUAGGGGCGCAAAGUUUGACAGCUCUACCCGGGAGACAGGAGGACGACAAGCAGACCGAAGGCUCAGCUAAAGACCACCUAUCAACAGACACAGACAUGCACCUUCCACCAAAGCUGCGCCGACUCUACGGACCAGGCGGGAAGUACCUGGACCACGGACGGGUUUUAGUUCACGACCUCGAUGAGAAAUUUGAUAGGGAAAGGCUUCUGGUGGACCAAGCCUGCGAGAGUCUCAAAAUCAACCAGGCUCCACAGGUGAGCAUUAGCCGGAGCAAGUCAUACCGGGAGAACGCGUCCCUAAGCCAGGGAGAGGGAGGUCAGAGCCCCGCUGGUGUGCCGGAGGAUGGGCCCGGGCUGAGACUAGGGCUGAUGAAGUUCGAGGACGUGGGGAAAGAAGAGGAGAGCUGUGGGGAGGCGAUGGGUCUAUCCCCGAAGGACGGGGAGAGGGAGAGCAUCCACGCCGGGGAUGGAGACGUGAGGGACGGCGAGGACAGCGUGUGUCUGUCGGCAGGCAGUGACUCGGACGAAGGGAUGCUAAAACGCAAGCAAAGAAGAUACAGGACUACAUUCACCAGCUAUCAGCUGGAGGAGCUGGAGAAGGCUUUCCGGAAGACACACUACCCCGACGUCUUCACCAGAGAGGAGCUUGCGAUGCGGCUGGAUCUGACCGAGGCGCGCGUGCAAGUGUGGUUUCAGAAUCGUCGUGCUAAGUGGCGUAAGCGUGAGAAGGCAGGUGUCCAGACAUACCCCCCUGGCCACCCUUUCCCUGGGCCCCUGUCUGCCACGCACCCCCUAAGCCACUACCUGGAUGGGGGUCCCUUCUCCACGCACCACCACCCCGCCCUGGAGUCUGCCUGGACCACCGCGUUUCCUGGUCUGGCUCCUCACCAUAGCAACCACUCGGCCCAGCACCAAGGGACACCGCUGGGCCUUGGAACAUUCCUGGGUGCAGCUGCCAUGUUCCGUCACCCCACCUUCAUCGGGCCCACCUUCGGCAGGAUCUUCUCCAGUAUGGGCCCUCUGACCAGUGCUUCCACCGUUGCUGCACUCCUCAGCCAGCCUGCCCCGUCCAUCAAGACUCCCUCCAUCCCUCCCCCGGUCCUCUCUGACCCUUCCUCCUCCCCAUCGCCCUCCUCCUCGGCUGCAGCAGACCGCAGAGCAUCCAGUAUUGCAGCUCUAAGGCUGAAGGCUAAAGAGCACUCUGCUCAGAUCACCCAGAUCCACAUCCUGCCCAGCGGAGCUCCAGGGAAGGAGGUGUGCUGAACAGCUGAUAUCCCAACCUUUUCUCUCUCUCCUGGGCUUUUGUCCCUCACCUGUCCCCCUCUUACCUCUCAUACCUCUGGAGUGGUGUGGUGGGUGGAUCCAACCCUUAUCAGUAACCUCUGAUCUUCUAACUUCCCCACCCCUUCCCCAUAAUUCUUAGCCCCAAACAAAAAGCACAACCAAAUUCAAAGAGCACUGGCAAACUGGAGCGCUGUGUGUGUGUGUGUGUGUGUUUGUGUGUGUGUGUGUGUGUGUGUGUGUGUGUGUGUGUGUGUGUGUGUGUGUGUGUGUGUGUGUGUGUGUGCGUGCGUGCGUGCGUGCGUGCGUUCAUGCGUGUGUUUGUGUGUGAGAGAGCAUCAUCAUCAUCCUCACCUCUCCAGGUCUCCUGAUUGAACUUAUUCCUUAGCUGUAGAUCCAUUUCACCAAGAAUCCCCCUGACACACACACACCAACGAACCUCCAUACUGUGUUAACCCCUUCUCUAGCUCAUGCUUCCUGUUUCACUAAGUCCACUUUUUUGUGACAAAUUAAAAACUACGAACUCAGGGGGGUCAACUCCAUGACACCUGCUGCUUGGACACGGACACACACACACACACUUUCUCGAGUCCAGAGAAAGAGCAAGAACCAGAACUAAAAACAGUUGAUUCAGUGGACCACGUGAACCCAGUGCCAAAGCAGAGUCUGAGGUCUACAUCCAAGCCAAAGCAACCUGUCCUACUCUGCAACCCAACCUGAACCUACUGGCUCAAUCUAACCUGCAUCAAGUUUGUUCUUCUGUCUUCCUUUUCAGUUCCCAACAUCAUUAAGCAGCACAAGAUUGAUCAUUUUGGAGUAAACAAAAUAUAAUUAUCAGGCUUUCAGCAAGUUGAGUUUUAAUUUAUGGACAAAUUACGUACAUUUUAGAUUCUAUCCAGUGUCUCUUAUGGCUGAACUGAGAAAGAAAAGUAAACUGGUGUAAAUAUUAUUGUAAAAAAAAAAUGAGGGGGGAAAACUAACAAAAACAUAAUUUUCAAAACAUAGCCUGCAUAUUUGAAAAGAGACCAUGCUUGAGAAGUUGCACUUGGUGUAAAGUUGUAUGGAUUUAGACGUGGCCCUUAGAGGUCCCCCAUGGUUAUGAGCUAUCCGAGGUUUUUACAUUAUAAUUUAUGUCAAAACUGUUCCCCAACAGAUUGAGUGCAGGGUGUCAUGGAAACAUGUUCCCAACAGGGCAGGAGUUUUUUUAAUUGUUAAAGUGAUUGUACAUUUCCUGGUUUAAUAAUAGAUAGAAAAAAAAACAGAAUUUAAUAAAUGAGUGGUGAAAUUCAA
This is a messenger RNA of Oncorhynchus mykiss (rainbow trout), 2899 nucleotides long. RefSeq names its product aristaless-related homeobox protein A. Gene Ontology annotation, biological process: regulation of transcription by RNA polymerase II. Lineage: Eukaryota; Metazoa; Chordata; Actinopteri; Salmoniformes; Salmonidae. Gene Ontology annotation, molecular function: DNA-binding transcription factor activity, RNA polymerase II-specific; RNA polymerase II transcription regulatory region sequence-specific DNA binding. The record is from RefSeq and is a predicted model, not a curated record.